AGUCAUGUUUGUAUCGUUUACUUAGCCCUGACUGUCUUUCGCUACAUAAUAGCUCGUUUAAAUGCUCCAGUCUUUUGUUCUCUCUCUGUCUAAUCAUGAACAGGACGCAGCUGAAGCGGUCCAACAUCUUGAGGAUGGCUCUGUCCGGCUCGGGAUCGAUGGACCCAGACGAACACGGAGAGACUUUCUUCCUCCGAGCUCUCAGGAUAGCAGUAGUGGUUGUGUUAUACUGGUUCGUCUCAAUAACAAUGGUGUUCCUCAACAAUUAUCUGCUGGAUAACGGUGACCUGGACGCACCGUUGUUUGUGACUUUCUAUCAGUGUGUGGUGACUGUCGGGCUCUGCUGGGUCAUGCAGCUCAUGUCCAGGUUGUGUCCGCCGGGAAUGAUCGACUUCCCGUCGGUCAGAUUCGACGUGAAGACGUCCCGGGAGGUGCUGCCUCUGUCCAUCGUGUUCAUAGGCAUGAUCACAUUCAACAACCUGUGCCUGAAAUAUGUCGGAGUGGCUUUCUACACAGUCGGUCGCUCCCUCAGCACAGUGUUCAAUGUGCUGCUUUCUUAUGUCGUCCUGAAGCAGACCACAUCUUUCCAAGCAUUACUGUGUUGUGCUGUCAUCUUAGGUGGAUUCUGGCUCGGUGUGGACCAAGAAAGCAUGGCAGGGUCCCUCUCUUGGUCAGGCGUCUUUUUUGGGGUGCUGGCCAGUGCCUUUGUCUCUCUUAAUGCCAUCUACACAAAAAAGGUGAUGCCUGCAGUAGAUGGAAACAUCUGGAAACUGUCCUACUACAACAACAUCAAUGCCUGUGUCCUUUUUGUCCCACUUAUCCUUGUGUUUGGAGAGUUGGGUCAUCUGGCAAGCUUCAGCCGCUUCACUGACCUCGGGUUUUGGGGCAUGAUGACCCUCGGAGGAGUGUUCGGUUUUACUAUCGGCUACGUCACAGGCCUCCAGAUCAAGUAUACGAGUCCACUCACGCACAACGUCUCAGGGACUGCAAAGGCCUGUGCUCAGACUGUUAUCGCAGUAGUGUACAACUCUUCUAGUAAAAGCAUGCUGUGGUGGACCAGUAACAUGAUGGUUCUUUGUGGCUCUUCGGCCUACACUUGGGUCAAAAGCCUAGAAAUGAAGAAGACUCCCUACAAAGUCCCUCAGGAUUCAGCCAAGGAAAAGCUGCUGUCAGGAGACAAAAGCAACUUGGGAGUAUAACGUUUUUUUUAACUAGGUUUUCACUGAGAAAUUUUCAGUUCUGAUCUUAUCAUGAAAAUGUUGAUUUUGAGAAUAUAACCGAUCAGGUGUUGAAGUGAUACAUGCAGGUUUUACACUGAUAUUGAUUGAGUUUAAUCAUGCUGAGGGUUUAUACAGUCUCAUGUAAGGUCAAAGGGUUUGAAGUCAUUUGUGUAUUUUAUUAUUUUUAUUUAAAGCUAUAUACACUCAUUUGGGGCCUUUUUAUUAUUACUUUAAAAAUGACUGAAAAAUAUAAUAAUGUGUCUUUUAUGGUGUAUGCUACCAGUGAAGGAAAAAUCCUGUUUUUAUUCACAGGGAAGAUACAAGACAUUAACUUGUAUUUGAGGAUUUUGCAUAAUUUAGAAAACUUUUCUACACCCAUUGUUUAAUUCUAGUGAUAAUAGUUUUAUUAGAGGGAAUGGCAAACCCUAAAAAUUGCUGCCAGUUUUUAUGAAUGUACGUUGUUAUUUUGUUACUGCUGUUCGGCUAGCCUCUGGCUAAGAACAUGUCUGCUUUCACAAUUAUGAACAAAGUCAAGACAAAAGAACUUUGAUCAAAAAAAUCACUCCUUUACACUGAUGCAGUCUCAAACCUGUUGUUCAUUUACUGCAGCACAUCGUCACAUAGGCUUUAUGGAAAUAUAUUUGCAUUUCAAAACUAAAGUGGGACAGACUGAAAGAGAGCAUUGUGAGGGUAUUUACUUAGAAGCCUCUCCAAUUUCAUGUGUCUUCUUACAUUUGAAAUAGGGUAUACUUGCAUCACUAUCUUUUACAACAAUAGAUUGCACUCCAACCGAGAUGUCUUUGUUUGCACUCAUCAUUCACUCUGAACUUAUGGUAUAAUGUGACGGAGGUUUGGGUAAAACAUUGUCUGUAUUCCAAACCAACUUUUUGAAAGGUCUUUGUUACAUUUCAGAAACAAAGCUCUAUAGCUUAUGUAAAAUGAAACAUUAAAGAUGGUGUACAACUCAACUAUUUCCUUUUUUUUUAGUUAUAAGAGAAAAUUAUGUCAUUAUGCUCGCUUCUUGAUGUGCGUGGUGAAUAAUGAAAUUAGAGGUCCAUAGAGCUA
Messenger RNA from Scomber japonicus (chub mackerel), 2285 nucleotides. It is a transcript of the gene slc35c1, whose product is annotated as solute carrier family 35 member C1. The coding region runs from base 96 to 1199 and encodes 367 amino acids. Gene Ontology annotation, biological process: GDP-fucose import into Golgi lumen; protein O-linked glycosylation via fucose. Gene Ontology annotation, cellular component: Golgi apparatus. Gene Ontology annotation, molecular function: antiporter activity. The record is from RefSeq and is a predicted model, not a curated record. NCBI's taxonomy places the organism in Eukaryota, Metazoa, Chordata, Actinopteri, Scombriformes, Scombridae. The transcript is spliced from 2 exons.